AUGGAUCAACGGUUCCCAAUCACCCGCGACGACCUCUUCAACAUCCAGAUGGAUUUGAAGCAAAUCCAACUGGUUCAGAGUAAUCAGGGUGAGAGACUUAUAAGACUCGAAAGGCGCCAGGAACAAGAUGCGAGCCUCAAGUCCGUGUGGCAACAGCACCCUUUUCCUGGCGUCCUAGCCGGAACUCCGCAGCAAGGGCCGACUCACGUCUCACCCAACGACAUGUUUGAUGAUUUUGAUGAGCAAGGCCAGCAUCUGCUGAGCUCCCUUCAUCUAGGACCUGCUGAGGAAGAGCCUACUCGUCGGGGCGCUGCUUCCCGAGCCAACAGCGUACGUUUCGACGAAAGUGCAUUGCGAGGAGCAGAUUGGUCUAGUCAGAGCAAUCGCCACUCUGGGGAAUUCGGACCUCCCCGACCAACUAGCGGGUUGAUGAUGGAGCGAUCUUUGUCCCACAAGUCGGAUGGACGCCACAGUUCUGCCGGCCACUCCGUUCACUCAUUUCACUCUGUGGCAUCUGGCAGGGCGAGCAGCUUGGGGCUGGAUACCAACUUCAUGGUCAGCAGUCAUGAAGACGACUCUCCGAUAGACAUGCCGGAGCCUCCGCCGGGCCUCUUCUUCCUGGGUUCCGUCCCGACCAUCAUCCGAUGUUGGCUUACAACGAGCUUCGCGCACGACACAGUCUUAUACGCUGAUCUGUGUACGGGCUCUCAGAAAUCUGUGGUGGAUUAUUCUGUCCUCAAGGAGCUCGACUUGUUGGACGACAUUCAACAUGACAUGGAUGGCAUCUACAAAGUUCGACUCCCUGUAUACCUGGUCGAAGCCACUGUUUCCGAACGCAGCAGCCGAUCGUCGAGUCCGGGACAUUCAAUGCCCUGCCUCAUCGCAACCUUUGAGGUAUCCGGCAUGGAGCAAUCUGAAGGCGCCGAACCUAAAAGGGGCAUCCAGAUCUUCAUUGGCAGCGACACCCUCAGAGCUCAUCAGGCCGACAUUCUCCUAUCCCAGAACCGCAUGUGUCUCUAUGGCAGCGAGCGUGAGAAGUUAUCUGUUCCUUUCGUGCGCCCAGAGGACGAAGCUGCUUUCAAGCACAUAAGUACAAUCAACUUCAUCCCCGAGAAGCCCCGACUCAACGCCAACGCAGCGCCUUUUGUGUCUGGAGACCCACGACCUCAAGCCCCCGCAACGCAAAGUGCAUUGGAGAGCAGCAUAUCUAGCAUGCAGCAUGAAGAUGCCGAGUCACAAGGGCCACUCUCACCCAUGGACAAUCACUCUGUACCCAACAAGUCGAUUGGAGCAAGCAACCUGUCUGAAAGUGGCGGGGAGAGUGAAAGGCAUGGCAAGGACAACGCCAGCGGGUCCGAAUCUGGGGCAAGGGAGUAUUCCACGGCGCAAAACAGCUCGGUCAGCGGAGAGGGAAAUCGGCGUGAGUCUGCCGGCGGCAUCUGGGGCUCUUGGCGCCAGGGUACUUCAGCAAAUGGCGCCGAGAACGGGCAACGGGAAGCAAAUGGCCCGCUCAGCGGAUAUCAGCCCGCCGGGCGCGGAAGCCGGAACAUGAAGGUGUUGAAGCCCCUGAAAUCGGGUUCAUCAUCCUCUGCCCGAACUGGAGCAGCUUACGAGCCGCCGCCAGCACCCAGAACGAGUGGAGAGCAUCGACGCAAAAGCCAGGUCAACGCAGUGGCAGAGAGCAACCCGCCGACCAACGUCCGCUGGGAACCCAAGAGGUCAAUCAGCAACACCACGAUCGGCAGCGCCACGGAAGCCAAGGCCCAACGCGAGACGAAGAACGCGGGGCCAGCUUUGCCGCGGUCGGCGAAUCCCAUCGGUGGUGCCUCGGCUUUCUCCUGGAUGAACCCGGCCGGCAAGGCGAAGCCCACGGCAACGGCAGAGUGA
Messenger RNA from Colletotrichum orchidophilum, 1887 nucleotides. RefSeq lists its product as uncharacterized. Bases 1 to 1887 code for a protein of 628 amino acids. The record is from RefSeq and is a predicted model, not a curated record. The transcript has 2 exons. Lineage: Eukaryota; Fungi; Ascomycota; Sordariomycetes; Glomerellales; Glomerellaceae.